UGGGUUAUUUACUUAUGAGACACACUGUUGCCCAGGCUGGUUUCGAUCUCCAAGCAAUGAAUCUGUCUCAGUCCCCAGAGUACUGGGAUUACAUCCAGGAUCCGCCAUGCCCCAUUUUAGAAUAGUGAUUUAUCCAGAGACUCCAUUUAGAAAUAGAAACCAUUAGGUUGCCCAUGGCAAGGUAUGUUUUGGGGAACCUGUUUACUUUCCCACCCUGUUGCCUCCUUCGAGUCAAACCGAGACUGGAAGGCAAGGUCUAGCGCAUUUUCAGACCGCAGCCGGGUCACCUGCCCUUGUGGCGUUCUCUGCAAGGUGUUUCGGCCCUAAGGACGGGCCACUGGUCCUCUCUGAGUCGGAGGCCAGCACGGCGUCCAGCUGCAGAUAUUCAGGAGGUAAUUUUAGAAGAAUCCCGAGUAGGAGGUCCUCCGUGAAAGGUUCCGGCGGCAGGCAGGUGACCCCAGACCUGCGCUGGGUCCCGCUUCACGAAGGGCGUGGACCGCCCCUACCCAGCACAGACCCGCCCCUCCCUGGACUGUAGACAGGUCAACAGGGCGGGCCUCUCAGCACAAUGGAACACCACACCUGACCGCGCCUCUCCGCGGGGCGGGAUGGGACGUCCCUAAAUGGCGGCCGCGCCGGGGUCCGUGGGUCACUCUCCGGGCGCCCUUGACGGGCCUUCGCGCCGUGCCACCUAGCUUGCUAACAAGCGGCUGGGAGCAAGGGCGGACGAGGGCUUGUCUUGACCAAUGAGCACCCAGGUUUCUGGGCUGUGUCCAAUCAGCGCCGACAGAGGAGACAGGUUCGGUUGCGUGCGCUCGGCACGAGGGACGGACACGGGCGCACGGGACCUCUGCUGCUGCGGCCCGGGACGCCCACCUCUCUCCUUCCCGCGCACCGGAUGCGGGGACCCGAUCGCUUCCGCCGUACACGCAGACGAGCGGGUCGCCAGGACCGAGGAGGCCUCGUGCAGCGGCGCUCUCCUCAGAAUCCACUCUACUCCAGCGGUUUCUGCAGAGAGGCAUGAGGGGUGGCUCCUGGCCUCGGGAGCGUGAGGCCGGCGCGGGGUCGGCCAGUUAAGGGAACUUCGCGGGCGGCCCGGCUCUCCAGCCCUUCCUCUCCGAGGCCCAGCGGCAGGCGCGGGAAUCCACAGAGGCCGAUAUGUUCCCACGGAGGCCGCCGGCCACCCUGGCCGCCUGGCUGGCGGGCGCGCGGGGCGGGGGCCUGCUGGCCGUGUUGGCCAAUCAGUGUCGCUUCGUGACGGGCCUGCGCGUGCGGCGAGCUCAGCAGAUCGCGCAGCUCUACGGCCGCCUGUAUUCGGAAAGCUCGCGCUGCGUCCUUCUCGGACGCCUCUGGCGCCGGCUGCGCGGCCCUCCCGGCCAUGCCUCUGCCUUGAUGGCGGCGCUCGCCGGAGUCUUCGUAUGGGACGAGGAGAGGAUCCAGGAGGAGGAGUUGCAGAGGUCUAUUAAUGAGAUGAGACGGUUGGAGGAAAUGUCAAAUGUAUUUCAGAGUUCUGGAGUUGAGAAUAACCCUCCUGAACCAAAGAGCCCAGCAGAAGGGAAUGAAAAGUCAAAGGACAAAGAGGAGCCAUGGGAAAUGGUGAUGGACAAGAAACACUUCAAGCUGUGGCGGCGCCCAAUUACAGGCACUCACCUUUACCAGUACCGAGUUUUUGGAACAUACACAGAUGUGACGCCUCGGCAGUUCUUCAAUGUUCAGCUGGACACAGAGUACAGGAAAAAGUGGGAUGCUCUUGUGAUCAAGCUGGAGGUGAUUGAGAGAGAUGUCGUCAGUGGUUCUGAGGUUCUUCAUUGGGUAACACAUUUUCCUUAUCCAAUGUACUCGAGGGAUUACGUUUAUGUUCGUCGGUAUAGCGUGGAUCAGGAAAACAAUGUGAUGGUCUUGGUGUCACGUGCUGUGGAACAUCCCAGUGUGCCUGAGUCUCCAGAGUUUGUCAGGGUCAGAUCCUAUGAAUCCCAAAUGGUUAUCCGUCCUCACAAGUCAUUUGAUGAGAAUGGCUUUGAUUAUUUACUGACAUACAGUGACAAUCCACAGACAGUGUUCCCUCGUUACUGUGUCAGUUGGAUGGUUUCCAGUGGCAUGCCAGAUUUCCUUGAGAAGCUGCACAUGGCCACUCUGAAAGCCAAGAACAUGGAGAUCAAAGUGAAGGACUACAUCUCGGCUAAGCCUCUGGAAAUGAGCAGCGAGGCCAAGGCCACUGCUCCGUCUUCUGAGCGAAAGAGUGAGGGUAGCCGUGGCCCAGCUCGGAUUGAGUAUGCGUAAAGGCCUUUGGGAUAAGGAGAGACAGGCACUUCGGGCCCUGCUGCUCCCUCAGCUCUGCUGCAGGGCAGGGACAAGUCACAUGUGUUAGAAGACAUCUGCUGUAGCUGUCAGUGCGAGAGAAUUAUAACUGGAGUUAGAUUUCAUUUGGAGCCGUCUUGCUCUUUACCAAACAGAGAGGACUGUGACAUCAUGGAGUCGUCAUGUUCUCAGGCCAACUGUUGUGAAAUCCAGUAUUAUGUUGAGCUAAUCUGGAACAAACCUCUCACUUUAGGCCAGAAGGGAAUGACUCCCAUCUGCCUCCUCCGAGAAGCUUCCUUGCUGACAUUCCAAAUGCCACCGUUGGUGUGCAGUGCUCUGGAUAUCCUUCAGUUGUGUAUAUCACUUGGAAAGUGAUUGGUCCUGGGGUCUCACUAAGGGGUCACUAGGAGUGCUCUUGGUAACAGUCCUGUGGUGAUGUGAACACUGGCUGAGCUAAGUGCCUUGUCCUCACCUUGCUUUAUCAUUAGAGACGUGAAGUUUGUACCAAGGAAUCCUUCCCCCUGCAAAAUACUACGACACUUACUCAUUUGACUCAAAGCAUUUUUUCAUCUUAACUGGUGGCUUUUCUGUGUUCAUGGGCUGUGCUUGCUGAAUUGUUGCCUCUGCCAUCGCCUUAGCCCGUUUGCUAGGAGCCCCAGAGACUAAUCCCUUUAGACAGUAGCUUUCUAUUGAUACCAUCCAUCAGGGUUUUGAUAGGGUCAGUGGAAGUACACACAGAAUGACUCACUUAAAAGCAGCUAUAUUUCUUUUUAACCCUGUAGCAAAAUGGAGUUGUAGAUUUGAGCACAACUCCUUAGCACUGUUUUCCCACUGCAGAUUGAUGGGCCUUCCUGGAGGCCUAAAGGUAGUGGAUGGUGGUUGCACCAUUUCCUCAGAACUUUAAAACUGUAAGCUACCAUGUGGCCAGCAGAUGAAGUCUUGCCACUACUAAUGUGGUAGGGAUAUGGCUUAAGUGACCCUCUUGAGCCUCUAAAACAUUUCUCUCCAAAGCUGACAUAGAAGUAAGACACACAGUUUGGAUAGGAUCACAACCAGAUGAUAUGGGCCUGGCAUUGCUGGUUUCUUUAUGGUGAAUAGGGAUCAAGUUUUAAAUUUUCCUCCCUCCCUUCUUUUUCCCUGGAGUUUAUGUAGCUGAAUUUUUCUUUUUGUCCUGCUUGCUAUCCUGUUGCAGUGUUGGAAAAGGAAACUAAGCCCAAGGUAAACUUAACCCUUUUUAAAAACUUUUGUUGCUGACUCAGUUCUGUGCCAAGGAAACAACUAACUCCCCCCAUUGUUUGAUGUCUUUUGGAGUAUCGGCAGAGCAGAGAUGCAUUGAGCAGUCCCAGUGUCUUUCAGUGAGCAUUUCUCCCUUCUCCCCAGGACCUGACAGAAACCAUUUAUCUGAAUUUAGCACCUGUAGUUGAAUGCGUGUGUGUUUUGUGUGUGUGUGCGUGAUGGGGUACAGGUAUUAAGCAGUUAUGGUUGCCCUUUGUUCUGACUUAAUGGUGAUUUGACUCUGUACAGUUAUUUGUGCUAUCAUAAUGAGUUGCUCCUAUGACAUUUUUAUCAAACGUGAGAAUAAAUACAUAAAGAUUGCUA
Mesocricetus auratus (golden hamster) is the source of this 3897-nucleotide messenger RNA. RefSeq names its product StAR related lipid transfer domain containing 7 (gene Stard7). Gene Ontology annotation, molecular function: lipid binding. NCBI's taxonomy places the organism in Eukaryota, Metazoa, Chordata, Mammalia, Rodentia, Cricetidae. The coding region runs from base 1159 to 2280 and encodes 373 amino acids. The record is from RefSeq and is a predicted model, not a curated record. The transcript has 8 exons.